Centropristis striata (black sea bass) is the source of this 3047-nucleotide messenger RNA. RefSeq lists its product as uncharacterized. The transcript is spliced from 7 exons. The coding region runs from base 600 to 2933 and encodes 777 amino acids. NCBI's taxonomy places the organism in Eukaryota, Metazoa, Chordata, Actinopteri, Perciformes, Serranidae. The record is from RefSeq and is a predicted model, not a curated record.
CAAACAAGGUUCCCCUGGAAUGAAACAGAGAAUGUCAGACUACAGACCACUACAGACAACUUCAGACCACUACAGACAACUACAGACCACUUAGGACAACUACAGACCACUAAGGACAACUUCAGACAAUACAGACCACUUCAGACCACCACAGACAACCUCAGACCACUACAGAUAACUACAGACCACUUCAGGCUACUACAGACCACCACAGACAAUUAUAGACCACUUCAGACUACUACAGACAACUACAGACCACUACAGACAACUUCAAACCACUUCAGACCAGCAAGUACACAAGGACCUGGAAUGAAACAGAGACUGUGAACACCUGAGUCCGCCGCGACUUCUCCUCGCUCCUUCUGCUCUUUGUCUUUUUCCUUCAGAGGCAGCAGACUGAAACUGAAACUAGAAAGACUCGGAGUCCAGCAGCAGGUCCUGCUAUCAUGUCAGGAGGUUAAAGACGAUCCACAGUCGUCCCUUUAAGCUCAGAGCUGUCCCUUUAAACCUGGACCUGAAACCUGAUCACAUGUGUACCUGCUUCAGGGUGAAAGUCCCAUCACCAUGCAAGUCCUGGAGGAGGUCACCUGGAGGUGGACAUGGCCAACAGGACGGAGCUCCAUCCCUCCGACCACGGCGCCUCGCCUGACGAGGAGCUACCCAAGCCCGCAGGCCGCCGCCCCCGCCGCCGCGCCACCUCCACCUUAGGGAGGCGGAGUCAGAGGGGGAAGAGGCGUGGUCUCGGCGACAAGAAGCGAGGCCCGAAGGAGAAGAGGCGGGGCCAGGAGGAGAGGAAGAAGAAGGAGGAGAAGAAGGAGGGUGUGACAGUGAAGCGGACAUGGAGCGGCGGGCGGCGGCGGUGGGAUAAGAAGCACUACUGUGCGUUCUGCCGCCGGCCGCAGGUGAAGAUCGCUCGCCACCUGCUGAGGAAACACGCCGACCAGCAGGAAGUGAUGGCCGCCAGCACGCUGCCCACCGGAUCCAAAGAACGCCACCUGCUGCUGGAACACCUGCGAUGCAGAGGAAACUACAUGCACAACAUAGAGGUGAUCCGUCAGGGCAGUGGAGAGAUUGUCCCGUGGCGUCAGCCCUCAGAGGAGGUUGAUGCGAGGAACUACCUGCCAUGCCCGCUCUGCCUGGGUUUCUUCCUUCGAGCCGACCUGUGGAAACAUCAGGCGUCCUGUCGUAAGAAGCUGACCCCUGACCCCUCCGCCGCGCAGGAGACCACCUCCGACCCCGUGAAGGACACAACCUCUGACCCGACGAGUGGGUUGGCCUGUGAUCCGGCAGAGUCCGCAGAGGAGAUGCCCCCUGACUCCGCCGGACACCCCACAGCAGACCGGACCGGGACCAAACGACCCAUGACCUCCGACCCCGGCGUGGAUCAGAACGUGACCUCCGACCCCGGGUCGGACCCACCCAGGAAGCGCAGCAGAGUCCAGGCCGCAGCAUCCCGCCUCCUCCCCAUCUCCAGCGGGGCAUCCGAGAGCUGCAGCGAAGUCUUGCACCGCAUGAACCAGGACUAUGUCUCACACCAGGUUAAAUCUGAUUGGCUGAUCUGUAAAUAUGGAAACAAGUUGAUGGGGAACCAAGAUGGCAGCCAGAGGAGGUAUGAUUACGUCAGCCAGAAGCUGAGGGAGCUCGGCAGGUUCCUCCUGGCAGCCAAGUCUCUGGACUCUGGGAUCCAGACCCUCCAGAACCUGCUGGCCCCGGGCAACCUCAGCCUGGCGCUGGCGGCUGCCAGAAAGGCGUCGGGGUACCGGUGGAGUCGCCCUCCGCUGGCAGUGAAGACCACACUGAAGACGGUUUGUGAAAUCGCCAUCGGAGAGAACCUGCAGGAUGGAGACUGGGAGGCUGCAGCCAAGACCACCGACUUCUACCACCUGCUGGGGAGGGAGUGGGACAGCCUGGGGCUGCUGGACCCGGACCGAGACCCAGGCGCACCAGUCGAAGGAGCCAAGCUGAAGAAACGGUCGGUCCAAUCAAAGACUGAGAAGAGUAAAGAGUCUGAGCCGAGACCAGAGGUUCCAUCACAGAGCGGGAACCAACCACUGACUGCCCUGAGUCCACCAGAGUCCAGACUGCAGACUCCGAUUCCAGUCCCUGUGGGUCCGAGGAAGGUCCGACGGCGUCCGUGGUCGUCUGCAGAGAAGGAGGCAGUCUGGAGGCAGCUGGGAGUCCAUGUGCUGGUCCAGUCUGUACCAGGGAAAGAGGUCUGUCAGCGCUGUCUGGACCUGGAGCCUGUCCUCAGAGGGCGCCACUGGAAAGACAUCAAGAACCAGGUUCACAACCAGAUCCAGAGCCAAAAGAAGCAGCAGUUCCACGCCCAGAUGGAUCUUCAGGAGAACCAGGAAGAACAGGACCAAAUCCAAAACCAGAAGAAACAGCAGGGUUAUCAGGCCCAAGUUGACUCAGAAGGAAAGGACCACAACCAAAACCAGAAGAAACAGCAGUACCACGUCCAGAUGGACCACCAAGACCAGGACAGCAUUCAGAACCAUAAGAAGCAGCAGUACCCGACCCAGCUGGACCACCAGGACCACCUGCAAAUUCACAAAAAGCAGCUGUGCCAUGCUAGACUGGACCACCAGGACCAUGUUCAGAUCCAUAAAAAGCAGCUGUACCAAAUGGGUGAGCACUCCCCGGGGCUGCAGACUCCCUUGACACGGGACUCCUCUGUACUGUCAGGGACUUCUUAUGGACCUGACGGGCCACAUCGAGCCCCUGGACCGUCCCUGCUGGAGCGGGACCCCACCAUCAGUCCAUACCCACUUCCACACAGGACACUGGGGCCGCACCUGGACCAGCUGCUGUCAAGGUCCGAGUGGACCGAGGAGUCUGUGGCCCAGCACUACGCUGUCAGCAGGCAGCUGGACCGGAACCUGCUGCAAUCGCCUCAGACAAACCCUCACCCCGGACACGUCCACUUCUGACGGACAGCUGAGCACCAGGGAAAACCAAGUCCCUGAACUUCCUGUACAAAAUGAAAUACCAUUUAACAACUGUAACAUGAACGUGUUCUAUUUAAUAAACAUUUCAAUCUGUUA